UGUGAGGAACACUCUUACAUGAAAGUCGUUGUGAAACGUUAAAUGUUAUUUAGAACGUCUACUUUUUCCUUAAGAAAGAAUCGGCACUUCGGCUAUCGGGUCACUGCCUCUUUGUUUUUAAGACCAAAUUUAAGAAUCGAGUGUGCCGUUUCGAAAAACUACGGUUGUUUGAUGUUGAUUUUAGUUUGGACUUCAGAAACAGAGAGUGGUCCUCGGAGCCGUAUUUAUCAUAUUUAGCCCUCGAGUUCGCGUACAAUUGGGUCGAAUUCCUGUUUGUUGAGUUAGUUUUUAAGUGUGAAGAUGGUUUUAGCGGAGCGAAACCCAGAUAAUGUUAGAAAUGGAAAAAGAUCCCGCGGACCUAGUCCCAAUGGACAUGCAUCAGAGGACUCGAGCAUAGAAGAGGAAGCUGAUGAGAGGAUCAGAGUUGGCCGAGACUAUCAGGCUAUCGCCCCAGACCUCAUCCCCUUACAAGAUCGCAAGGCUGAAUUAACCGUUCUCCAAGAUAGAGCUCUUCUUGUAUGGUCCCCUACAGUGGACAUUCCUGACAGUAAAUUGGAUGACUAUAUUUCUCUUGCCAAAGAGAGAUAUGGCUAUAAUGGAGAGCAAGCUUUGGGUAUGCUUUUUUGGCACAAGCAUGAUUUGGAGCGAGCUAUUCUUGAUCUCUCAAAUUUCACUCCUUUUCCUGAUGAGUGGUCUGUUGAGGAUAAAGUAUUAUUUGAGCAGGCCUUUCAGUUUCACGGCAAAAGCUUUCAUCGAAUUCGUCAAAUGCUUCCAGAUAAAUCAAUUGCUAGCUUAGUUAAAUAUUAUUAUUCAUGGAAGAAGACCCGUACACGAACAAGUCUAAUGGAUAGACAGGCAAGAAAGCUGGCAUCCCACAGGGAAGAUGGUAGUGAAGGUGGCUCAGAGGUGGGGUCCAACACAGACUCUGACUCAGAGGAGAAGAAAUGGACAAUUCAUCGCGGCAUACGCCGCAGGAGUGGUUCACCCCCAAGAACAACCCAAGUGGAAGAAGCUGGGAGCAUGAAAAAGGAUGGAGAAUCUAGUGGGAAAGGCUCAUGUUCGAACUGUAGUGUGGCCUGUUCACAAACUCAUAGCACACCUAAAGGUGUGAUGUGCUCUACAUGCUUUAAUCAUUGGACACGAACUGGAAAUGUGCGACCAACAAUGGGACCGGCCAAACCUCGAGACCGUCAGUUUCAUGUACUUCUCCGUCACAAACGUAAACCCCCUCGUGGCAUGUUUGUCAAUCAUGAUGACUUGAUAGCUAUGGCCAGCGGACCUGCUGGUUUAGGUGAACAAAUGCUACGGACCAUGGACCGAGAGAUUGUUUCCUUAAAAAGACAGGUUCAAAGCAACAAGCAGGCAAUAAGUGCCAAGAGAUCGCGAACAUCAAAUGGUAUUGAUGAAUAUCGCCCUUCUGAUUCAACCAACAGGAUUAAUGCUCGCUGGACAAAUGAUGAGAUGAUGUUGGCCGUGCAAGGAAUGCGAAAAUAUGGCAAGGACUUCCAGGCCAUCUCAGAAAUGAUUGGCACUAAAACUGAAGCUCAUCUUCGCAAUUUCUUCACAAAUCAACGCAGACGCUUUAAUUUGGAUGCUGUUUUGAAGGAGUUUGAGGCAGAGAAUGGACCCAUAAUUGAGAAUGAAUCUAAAGAUGACAAGAUGGAUGUUGAUAUUGUGGAGCCAAGUAGCCCCCCUAUGAAUUCUGCUCCUGUCUCAGUUCAAGCCAGCCUGAGUAACAUUAAAUCUAUUCACAAAACAGCAGUUAGUGCCACUAAAUAAAGUAUACUUUCAAAUAGGGCUUUUUUGAUUUCUUCGACUUUGGAAUAGAAUCACACAUGUUGUCUCAAUCUAAAUUUUAUAGUAAUUUCUGUUUUUAACCCUCACUUAAAAAUGAACUCGGUCUACUGCAUUGAUGACCUUACAAAAUAUAACUUUUCACUCCUUUUAGAGAAUCUCAUUUUAUAAAAAGAAAAUAAAUAAAAAAGAACUUUCAAUAAACUAGGUCUUUUGGUCCGAAGGAAAGCCUUCUGCAUAGCCUACCUUGGGGAUGUAGUGACCCAAGAAUCACAGUAGUAGAUCUCUUUUUGUUGUGUUUCAUAUCAGUUUAUUAGGUCAGUUACUAAAUUGUGGGUACCAUACCCAUUGUAUUGCAAUCAAUAUUUCUGAAUUCUUAACAGAUAUCACAUUUUGAGAUGGUCUGACUGAAUGAGGUUUGAUUCCUAACUAUCUAAACUAUAUUUUUCUUGUUUCUCUCAUGCUUUUCUUUCUAUUUUUUCUUCUUUAUGGUAAUUCUAGUAAACUGCAAUAAUUUAAAUUAUGGUCAAGAAUUCUGUUGAAUGUCUAUUGGUUAGAUGGAGUACCAUCCUGAUUUUUAUUAGAAUACUUUUUGUUGCUUCUGUACCAAAAGUGAGACAUACUGAAUGAUAGUAUGUGUGAUAAAUGAUCAUGUUGUACUCUUUGAUGAUUUUGACUAAAUGAAUGAAUGAAUGAAC
This is a messenger RNA of Frankliniella occidentalis (western flower thrips), 2492 nucleotides long. RefSeq names its product REST corepressor 3. Gene Ontology annotation, cellular component: transcription regulator complex; histone deacetylase complex. The record is from RefSeq and is a predicted model, not a curated record. The transcript is spliced from 11 exons. Gene Ontology annotation, biological process: regulation of transcription by RNA polymerase II; negative regulation of DNA-templated transcription. Gene Ontology annotation, molecular function: transcription corepressor activity. The coding region runs from base 301 to 1779 and encodes 492 amino acids. NCBI's taxonomy places the organism in Eukaryota, Metazoa, Arthropoda, Insecta, Thysanoptera, Thripidae.